This is a messenger RNA of Gadus macrocephalus (Pacific cod), 5576 nucleotides long. Its product is annotated as phosphatidylinositol 4,5-bisphosphate 3-kinase catalytic subunit alpha isoform-like. Gene Ontology annotation, biological process: phosphatidylinositol-3-phosphate biosynthetic process; phosphatidylinositol-mediated signaling; phosphatidylinositol 3-kinase/protein kinase B signal transduction. The coding region runs from base 180 to 3362 and encodes 1060 amino acids. The transcript has 28 exons. Lineage: Eukaryota; Metazoa; Chordata; Actinopteri; Gadiformes; Gadidae. Gene Ontology annotation, cellular component: phosphatidylinositol 3-kinase complex, class IA; phosphatidylinositol 3-kinase complex, class IB; cytoplasm. Gene Ontology annotation, molecular function: 1-phosphatidylinositol-3-kinase activity; 1-phosphatidylinositol-4-phosphate 3-kinase activity. The record is from RefSeq and is a predicted model, not a curated record.
UCGCGGGAGAACGGUUCGGUUUGACUGACGGACCGUUAGGACCGGGACCGGUAGGAGCGGCUGAUGACCCGGGCUCUAGCUGCUUUGCAGCUGGGCUACGGGGGGCACUCGCUUGACGGAGCCGUUGUCGCGGGCCCAGGUAGAAAGCUGAAGGUGGAGAACAUUCAUUGGGGGUUGCCAUGGUCCCGAAGCCAUCAUCCGGGGAGCUGUGGGGGCUCCACCUCAUGCCCCCACGCAUCCUGGUGGACUGCUGCCUCCCCAACGGAAUGCUGGUGAGUCUGGAAUGUCUACGAGAGGCCCCUCUGGCCAACAUCAAACAGCAACUCUUUACUGAAGCCAGGAAGUACCCUCUCUACCAUCUCCUUCAGGAGGAGUCGUGCUACAUCUUUGUGGGCGUGACCCAGGAGGCGGAGAGGGAGGAGUUUUACGACGAGGCGCGGCGUCUUUGUGACCUCCGCCUCUUCCACCCCAUCCUCAAGGUCAUCGAGCCCCUGGGGAACCGGGAGGAGAAGAUCCUCAACAGGGAGAUAGGUUUUGCCAUCGGGAUGCCUGUGUGUGAGUUUGAGCUGGUGAAGGACCCGGAGGUGCAGGACUUCCGUCGGUCAAUACUGAGCGUGUGCAGAGAGGCCAUGGAGGAGCGGGAGGCCGGGGGGGCUCCUAGCCUGGCCCUCUACGUGUACCCCCCCAACGUGGAGUCCUCCCCCGAACUACCCCAACACAUCUACUACAAACUGGACAAGGGAAGGCUAAUGGUUACCAUCUGGGUGAUUGUUAGUCCAUCCAACUCUAAACAAAAAUACACUCUGAAGGUGAGCCACGACAGUCUGCCAGAGCAGCUGAUAGCGGAGUCUAUCAGGAAGAAGACUCGCUCCAUGCACCUGUCAGCCCAGCAGCUGAGACUGUGUGUCCUGGAGUACCAGGGACAGUACAUACUGAAGGUGUGUGGAUGCGACGAGUAUCUCUUGGAGAAGUACCCUCUAAGUCAGUACAAGUACAUCCGGUCCUGUAUAACUGUGGGUCGUCUUCCUCACCUGAUGCUGGUCUCCAAGGAGAGCCUGUACUCCCAGCUGCCAGAGUCGGGCUUUGUCAUGCCCUCGUACAGUCGCAGGACCCCCCAGCCGUCCCCAUGUCCAGGGGGAGACCCUACCUCUCCUCCCAGGAGUCUGUGGGCCUUCAACAACCUGCUGAGGGUCCGGCUGCUCUGCGCCACCUACGUUAACGUCAACAUCCGAGACAUCGACAAGAUCUAUGUCAGGACCGGUAUUUAUCACGGUGGAGAACCACUUUGUGACAACGUCAACACACAAAGGGUCCCCUGCUCUAACCCCAGGUGGAAUGAGUGGCUGUCCUAUGAUAUCUACAUGGCUGAUAUCCCUCGCUCAGCCAGACUCUGUCUCUCCAUCUGCUCUGUGAAGGGAAGGAAAGGAGCUAAGGAGGAGCAUUGUCCUCUAGCGUGGGGCAAUGUGAAUCUGUUUGACUAUAAGGACACGAUGGUGAGUGGGAAGGUGGCUCUGAGUCUGUGGCCAGUUCCCCACGGCCUGGAGGACCUGCUCAACCCCAUCGGAGUCGCUGGUUCCAACCCCAACAAGGAGACUCCCUGUGUGGAGUUGGAGUUCUGCUGGUUCAACCAGACGGUUGUAUUUCCAGACGACCAACAGAUUGAAGAACAUGCCAACUGGACUAUCAGCAGAGAGCUGGGCCUCACCUACUGUCUGAGUGUGUCCGCAGCCGAGGUGGAGCAGCUCCAGAGUCUGUGCUCUAAAGACCCGCUCUAUGAACUCUCAGAGCAGGAGAAGGACUUCCUCUGGAGACACAGACACUACUGUGUUAAUAUCCCAGAGUCUCUCCCCAAACUGCUGCUGUCUGUCAAGUGGAACUCCAGAGACGAAGUCUCACAGAUGUACUGUCUGCUGAAGGACUGGCCAUUGAUGCAGCCAGAGUCUGCCUUGGAGCUGUUGGACUGUAACUUUCCUGAGCCCGUUGUCCGAGAGUUCGCCCUACGCUGCCUUCUCCAGGGUCUGAGUGACGACAAGCUGUCACAAUACCUACUGCAGCUGGUCCAGGUACUGAAGUAUGAGAUGUACCUGGACAACCCUCUGGCUCGCUUCCUGAUCAAGAAAGCUUUGACCAAUCAGAGGAUAGGACACUUCUUCUUCUGGCAUCUCAAGUCAGAAAUGCACAACAAGACAGUGUCGCGUCGUUUUGGUUUGCUCCUUGAAGCGUUCUGCAGAUCCUGUGGGAUGUACCUGAAGCACCUGAACAGACAGGUAGAGGCUAUGGAUAAACUUGUGAACCUGACAGACACACUGAAACAAGAGAAGAAGGAUGAGACCCAGAAGACUCAGAUGAAGUUCCUGGUUGAACACAUGUCCCGUCCGGACUACAUGGAUGCCCUGCAAGGAUUCAUCUCUCCUCUGAACCCUGUCCACCAGCUGGGCAACCUCAGGCUGGAGGAGUGCAGGAUCAUGUCGUCAGCCAAGAGACCCCUGUGGCUGAACUGGGAGAACCCGGACAUCAUGUCAGAGCUCCUCUUCACCAACAACCAGGUCAUCUUCAAGAACGGAGACGACCUACGUCAGGACAUGCUGACGUUGCAGAUCAUUAAGAUCAUGGAGAACAUCUGGCAGAACCAGGGACUGGACCUACGUAUGUUGCCGUACGGCUGCCUGUCUAUAGGAGACUGCGUGGGGCUCAUAGAGGUGGUGAGGAACAGCUACACCAUCAUGCAGAUCCAGUGUAAGGCCGGCCUGAAGGGGGCGCUGCAGUUCAACUCCAACACCCUGCACCACUGGAUCAAAGACAAGAACAGAGGAGAGGCGUAUGACCGAGCUAUAGACCUGUUCACAAGGUCGUGUGCAGGUUACUGCGUGGCCACCUUCAUCCUGGGCAUCGGAGACCGACACAACUCUAACAUCAUGGUGAAAGACAACGGACAGCUGUUCCAUAUAGACUUUGGUCACUUCCUGGACCACAAGAAGAAGAAGUUUGGCUACAAGAGAGAGAGAGUUCCCUUCGUCCUUACUCAGGACUUCCUUCUCGUCAUCAGCAAGGGCAGCCAGGAGUGUACCAAGACCAAAGAGUUUGACAGGUUCCAGGAGAUGUGCUACAAAGCUUACCUGGCCAUUCGUCAACACGCCAGUCUCUUCAUCAACCUCUUCUCACUGCUGCUGGGUUGCGGGAUGCCUGAACUGCAGAGCUUUGAUGACAUCGCCUACCUCAGGAAGACCCUGGCUCUAGAGAAGACCCAGCAGGAGGCAUUGGAGUAUUUUACCAAGCAGAUGAACGAUGCUCACCAUGGAGGCUGGAGCACCAAAAUGGACUGGAUCUUCCACACCAUCCGACACAUGCCUAAUGAACACUAACUAAUGUGUAUAUAGAUCCACACACACACACACACACACACACACACACACACACACACACACACACACACACACACACACACACACACACACACACACACACACACACACACACACACACACACACACACACACACACACAUACAUUUGAAUGCACUAGUUGUUGGAUGACUGUGAUGGUGGCAAGUUUGUGGAGGAUGUCAUAGCAACGUAAACUAUGAGAGGGAAUUUCUGCACAAAAAGGUCAAAUUGGACCUGGGGCGCUUUGUACAUCAGCAAUAGAGGUUUUAUAACGAUGUCAAAGUGUUUCAGGCUGUAUAUUCCUUUAUGCACACCUUGAUGACCCUUAGUUGCAUACAAAUAAGUAAACUAUUGAUUUCUGCUGACCAUCACUUUAAAGAGCCAGUGAACCCAAAGGAAACAGAAAAACAUGUUUUAAGUGUUGUCAAUUUUCUUAUACGAUCGUCCACGUUCCACUCUGCUGCGUCGAAGGUGGCGUCCUUUCCCUGAAGUCUGAGGGCCUUUUCUGAGGCCCUCAGACGUCACGACCAAGGGCCCCGGCGAUGUGUGGAGCUCCGUCUGGGCAGCGGUUUAUUCAAUACCCGCGUCCGAGGGUUAGGCUUCCCGGACACACGAAGUAUAAGGCUACGGUGUGGGUGGAUAGUCAAGUUGAUAAUCAGGUUAAUCAAAUAGUGUUCGGAGGCCAUCUGAAACCGUGGCUUCUCUGGCUCUUUAAAUAUAUUCAGAUUGAUUAUAAAGUUAAUGAAAUAUGCAACUUAACCUGCUGCUGUCUGUGCACUAAUACCUGAGCUGUACUCUGGGGACCAGUAUAGACUACCAGCCACAUGGAGACUUUAAAACACUAGCUGCACCGUGAGGACCAAUAAAUACUACCUUUAUCAUGGGAACUAACAUACACUAGCUGCAUCGUGGGGACCACUAGUGACAAACUGCACCGUGGGGAACAAUAGACUACCUUUAUCAUGGGGACUAACAUACACUAGCUGCAUCGUGGGGACCACCAGUGACAAACUGCACCGUGGGGACCAAUAGAGACUACCUUUAUCAUGGGGACUCACAUACACUAGCUGCAUCGUGGGGACCACUAGUGACAAACUGCACCGUGGGGACCAAUAGACUACCUUUAUCAUGGGGACUCACAUGCAAUAGCUGCUGUCUAUCACGCACAUCCUUGUGUGUGUAUCUGAUCGGAGCAUCGGUAGUUGCACAGCAGUUCACACCCGCGCAAGGGUGAGGGUCAGCAAUAGACACUAGCUGCUCUUAGACAGCUCUUUUGACUACAGCCGUCUUUUAACAGACAGUUGUAGCCCCUCCCAAAGACAUAGCCCCUCCACUUUAUCCCAGAUCAAACAACUGAUUGGUUGAAUCUAAAUUGACAAUCAGUAAGAUUGCCGCCUAAACCCGACCAGCAAUUUAACUCUAGCGUGAACACCUACUGUGUUUGUUAUCCAGCAGGUGAACUGUAGCAACACCUGGUGUGUUUUUUAACCGGCACGUGAACUGUGUUUAACCAGAGGAACUGUAGCACACCCGCUGUGUCCUCUGAUCAGGGAAGUGUUGACAAUCUGAAGCAAGCACCUUUGAAAAGCUUCUCCAUUCUGCACACUAGACAAACUCCAAGGCCCCCAUCUGAUAUCUUCUCCUACAACCUUUCUCAUUGAUUAGCUGUCGGCCAUUUCUGGCUGAGAUAUCCCUCUCCAUUCACAUUAGUUACAUCGCUGUUUCUAAUUCAGACCAGGAAUCGAAAAAGCUGUUGAAUCUACCUAGGAGGAUGUAGACUACCGAGGAAGCAUUCUACCCACCUUAGGGAGCAACCUACCCACCUUGGAAGAGCCAACCAUGGAAGCACCCUAACCACUUAGGAAGAAGCAUCCUCCCUACAUAGGAAGCACCAUACCUAGGAAGCACACCAGGAAGGAUGCCACCGAGGACCUGCUCAGGUCAAAGUUCAUAUUUCUCUUGCGUGCUGUUGCCAGGACAACCUAUUUAACUCGUCUGAUAGUUUUGGUCGUCAUAGUGACUGCAGGUGUCACACGGACCCUCUGUGAUUGGUGAUUCUUGAUUAUCUCUACUGCCACGGCUGUAUUUUUUACUGUAAGAAUAAAAUGUUUUCUCUGUACUCUCUUAAAUACCUAUGUUAAUAACCAAUGUAAUGAAAUGAUUACAUUGCAUUAAAUGACCCUGUCAGUGCGA